Molecule: messenger RNA, 3819 nt
Organism: Cephus cinctus (wheat stem sawfly)
Lineage: Eukaryota; Metazoa; Arthropoda; Insecta; Hymenoptera; Cephidae
Gene: Cul3
Product: cullin-3
Exons: 14
Coding region: 961-3339 (792 amino acids)
Biological process (GO): ubiquitin-dependent protein catabolic process; protein ubiquitination
Cellular component (GO): Cul3-RING ubiquitin ligase complex
Molecular function (GO): ubiquitin protein ligase binding
Source: RefSeq, a predicted model, not a curated record
AAAUCCGGUGUAACUUUCGUUUCUCACAACCAGCUGCGGCGUUGUAGUCGAACGCGACAUAAACCUACCCAACGACGAAAGGCACUUCCUAUGUCCACCAGCCGUCCGUCGAGAAAUCGAAUUAGAAACUCUCGGGUCGAUCGUGCGGUACGCGUUCGUGUCGCGCCAAUAAAAUCCACGUAGAAUCAGUUAAAACAUUUAAAAGCAUUAAAGAAUCAUUGGAACGUAUCUUGUAUGUCGUGGCAGCAGUUUCGCGAACGUCCCUCUGUUGCAGAAAAGUGCCGAUGUGCUCGCUAAUGAAAUUCAAGAUGUCCCAAUCAACGCUCUUGUGUCCAAGAUUUCCUCAUUGUUAAAAAGAAGGGCGAGUUUGUCUGACAGUGAUAUUCGUAGAAAUUUUAGUGAAAAUCGUUGAAUGAAGUGGAUCAUAGCUGUGCGAUUAUAGAAAUAAUUGUUUUCAUUUGGAUCCUGCUUUUGUCCAAAGGGAAUUCUCUGCUAUUCCUCGGUCGGUUAUAUCGAGGGACUGUUUGUCUUCUUACUCUCUCGCUUGCCCUCUUUUACAUUCUUUAUCUUUUUCCUCUUUCCCCUCUUCUCAUCCCCUUUGAAUAUACCCCUCUUUACGUCCUUCCCUUCUCAGUCUCUCUCGUUCCUCUGCUACCAUUUCCUCCGACUACACAACGAGCACAAGGAAAGACCUUUCUCAUGUUUCUUUUUUUACUUGUUAAAUGAACCGUAACAGCGAAAAUAUCCUGGUCAUCCUGUUCCUCUGGUCUCUGAGUGUCAAAAGUAGUCAGUGGUACGGACGCAAUUUUUGUUGACCGAUUCUAUACGGUCUAUCUUUAUUCUCAAUGCGUGAACGCCAGCUCUAAUUCAUGAGUGUUGUCAAUGUACACGCAGGCUGACAUUAUCGCCGACUCGACCACCAAGUGUUUUUGAGGAUUCUCGUUGAUAUUUUAAACCAGCAUGAUGAAGAGCAGUGCACUGCCCAAGAAGGAAAGCAAAAUGCGAAUACGUGCUUUUCCGAUGACUAUGGAUGAAAAGUAUGUAGAGAACAUUUGGACUCUAUUAAAAAAUGCCAUACAAGAGAUUCAGAAGAAGAAUAACUCUGGCCUUAGCUUCGAAGAGUUGUAUCGCAAUGCAUACACCAUGGUUUUGCAUAAAUAUGGAGAACGACUUUACACAGGAUUAAAAGAAGUGGUAACACAACACCUGGAGAAUAAAGUUCGCGAGGAUGUCUUACGAUCCCUCCACAAUAAUUUCCUUCAAACUUUGAACCAAGCCUGGAACGAUCAUCAAACAUCAAUGGUGAUGAUCAGAGACAUUCUCAUGUACAUGGACCGCGUUUAUGUGCAACAGAAUGACGUGGACAAUGUAUAUAAUUUGGGACUUAUCAUAUUCCGAGACCAGGUCGUCAGGUACGGAUGUGUGCGAGAUCAUUUACGCGAGACACUUCUGGGUAUGGUGGCAAGAGAAAGAAGAGGCGAAGUAGUAGAUCGCAUUGCGAUAAAAAAUGCCUGCCAAAUGUUAAUGCUACUGGGAAUUAACAGUCGUCAAGUUUACGAAGAGGAUUUUGAGAGACCUUUCUUACAGCAGAGUGCCGAAUUUUAUAGAAUGGAGUCACAGAAAUUUCUCGCUGAGAACAGCGCAUCAGUGUAUAUAAAAAAAGUUGAGGCUAGAAUCAGCGAGGAAUCUGACAGAGCGAAACAUUACUUGGACGAAUCUACAGAGCCACGAAUAGUUGAGGUCGUCGAGGAGGAGCUUAUAAAAAUCCACAUGAAAACCAUAGUCGAGAUGGAGAACAGUGGAGUAGUGCACAUGCUCAAAAAUCAGAAAACCGAAGAUCUUGGGUGCAUGUAUAAGCUAUUCUCAAGAGUCACUGAUGGUUUACGUACGGUUUGCGACUGUGUCUCACAGUUCCUUAGGGAACAAGGUCGAGCUAUGGUACAGGAAGAGCACGAAUCAACUACGAAUGCAGUUCAUUUCGUCCAGAACUUAUUGGAUCUUAAGGAUCGUUUCGAUCACUUCCUCCAUUAUUCCUUUAACAAUGAUAAACUAUUUAAGCAGAUGAUUGCUUCCGACUUUGAACACUUUUUAAACCUAAAUGCGAAGAGCCCGGAAUAUCUGUCGCUGUUCAUCGAUGACAAACUGAAAAAGGGUGUCAAGGGGGUUAGUAAGAUGACAGAACAAGAGAUCGAAGGUGUUCUGGACAAAACGAUGGUACUUUUCAGAUUUUUACAAGAGAAAGACGUGUUCGAACGGUACUAUAAGCAGCACUUAGCUAAACGGCUACUUCUUAAUAAGUCUGUGUCCGAUGACAGCGAGAAGAAUAUGAUAUCCAAACUCAAGACCGAGUGUGGAUGCCAGUUUACCUCGAAAUUAGAAGGAAUGUUUAAAGACAUGACUGUGAGCAAUACUAUUAUGGAAGAAUUCAAGGAUCAUAUUAUUCCAUCUGGUUCAAGUCUGCAUGGAGUUGAUCUAAGCGUGAGGGUGCUAACCACCGGUUUCUGGCCAACCCAAUCUGCUACACCCAAGUGCAGCAUGCCCUCAGCUCCACGCAAUGCCUUCGAAGCUUUUCGACGGUUCUACCUUGCCAAACAUAGUGGUCGUCAGUUGACCCUGCAACCACAGUUGGGUUCCGCGGAUCUCAAUGCUGUGUUCCAUGGACCUCGUAGGGAAGAGGGCAGCGUCGGAGGUUUGGAUACACCAUGCUCAUCAAGUUCCAUGGGUGGUAAUGGAAGCGGUAAUCUUAGUGGUAGUAGUAGUCUCAUGAGCCAGCGAUCAAACGGCAGCGGAAAUGCAAGGAAGCAUAUUAUUCAAGUAUCGACAUACCAGAUGUGUGUUCUCAUGCUUUUCAAUAACAGGGAUCGCUGGACAUAUGAGGAAAUCCAAAGUGAAACGGAUAUUCCUGAAAGAGAUCUGGUUAGAGCAUUGCAAUCUCUUGCAAUGGGUAAGGCAACUCAACGUGUUCUUCUGAAACAUCCACGAACUAAGGAAAUCGAACCCUCGCACUGUUUCUCUGUGAAUGACAGUUUCACCAGCAAAUUGCACAGAGUGAAGAUCCAGACGGUAGCUGCUAAAGGCGAGUCCGAACCCGAGAGGAGAGAAACUCGAAAUAAGGUCGACGAGGAUCGAAAGCACGAAAUCGAAGCUGCAAUAGUGCGCAUCAUGAAAGCUCGUAAACGAAUGGCUCACAACAUUCUUGUCACGGAAGUGACGGAGCAGCUACGAAUCCGGUUCCUACCUUCACCCGUUAUUAUUAAAAAGCGCAUCGAAGGCUUAAUCGAACGCGAAUACUUGGCACGAACUCCUGAAGAUAGAAAGGUGUAUACGUACGUCGCUUGAAUGCGUUCCCCAAAAUAUCUUCAGAUAUGUACAAACGUAAUCUGCCAGGCUUGGAUCGUAAUAAUCCUAGCUCGCGUAUAGAAUUACGAUAAGGUCUCUGAUUUUACAUCACUACUGUCGAUAAAUUUAAUUAUAACAGAUUUAAAUUAUUCCAAAUGUAAUAGCAAAUAUAUACUUUUUACAUAUUACUACCCCUAGCCCUCCAGACCCAUCCCUAGAGCGACUUUUCCAAACAUUUCCUCGUUCUACCCUCCCCCCAACCACACCCCACUCACCCAAAAUAUCUCUCAAGAUGCAACAUUACUUUUACGAAAACAACUCAAUUCUUUUCUUGAGAGAUAUAGAGAGCGUGAUGACGCCAAUGUAAAUGCUAAGGCGUAUGAAAAAAAAAGAAAGAAAUUGGAUGAAAAAAGAAGUGAAAAAAAGAAGCGAAUUAAACGUUUGUCUGAAGGGCGCAUGCCUGGAAUUUAUUUAAACUAU